CAUGGGGAAAAGCGGACUUUAAAGGGGAUCGAAACCGCUUGGCGGUCAGUAGCGCCGUGUCCCCUCUGGCCUAAAGGGGGAACGGAAAUGUGAGCAUUUUGUGAGGGCGGGGAGCCGGGGUGCGGAGGAAAUACUGCCCGGGAGUUACCGGAGGGAACGCAGGACCGAUCCGCGGUUGCCCCUUGUUUCGCUCCGUCCUUUUUCGGCUUUCCCUUUCGCUUUACUCCGGUAUCUCUGCUAGACGUCCUGCCUUAAACUACCGCGAAAGGGAGGGAAGAGCGGAAGCAUGUCCAACCCGGAGAAGCGGUUCUUAUCCCGCCCCUCGGCCCCCCUGGCUGCAGCACCCGGGGAAAAGCCCGGCUCCGGCAGCCGCCCGCUCCACUCCCAUGGCCAGAGCGGUGGAGGUGGAGGCAGCGGCGGGUCUCCUCCUCCUCCCCCCGCUCCUGGAGGCGACUCGGCUGCCUGCAGCUCCCUCUCCCUCCUCCUAACAACCACCACCAGCAGCAGGAGCCGCGCUACAGGCACAGCCUCCUCCGCCGUCUCCGCCAGCAUCGUCUCUAGAGCGGCAGCGGCUCCUUUCCUCGUUCCAAUCCCCUCCUUCUCCUCCGCUUCUCCAUCUUCUUUUUAUUUCUUGCCGCCGCCUCCUCGUUUCCCCUCCUCAUUUUCCUUUAACCUCACAAGUCUCCAAGGGAGGGAAGGAGGAGGAGAAGCAGCGAAAGCGGCAGGAGGAGGAGGUGGAGGAGGAGGAAGAGAUGUUGGCGGAGCAGCAGCUGCAGCAGCUCACUUGAUCGCCCAUCCAGGCGGCAGCGGCAGGAGGAGACUCUUCUGUUCUUCCUCCAUCCAGGGCUUGCUGCUCCGUUCCGCAGCCGGCAGCCCCCGGCAGCAGCACUCCCGGCUCCUCCUCUCCCCAGCCGCCUCUCGCCCGUGGUCCUGCAUUUCCCUCGGUGCUGCAGCAGCAGCAGCCCGCGGCGACGGGAUCCGAGGAGGCGACGGCCCCGGCGGGAGCAGGACUCCUAGGCGGCAGCAGCGGCAGAGAGGCGCCUUCUUCUCCUUCUCGUCUCCCCUGCUCCCAGGGCCAGACAUGGAAGAUGGAUCUAAUUCUGCAAGCUGCUUUAGGAGGUUUACGGACUGUUUCUUGAAUACAAGCUUAACAGAUGAAAAAGUGAAGGCGUAUCUUUCUCUUCACCCCCAGGUACUGGAUGAGUUUGUGUCAGAAAGUGUAAGUGCAGAAACUGUGGAAAAAUGGCUAAAAAGGAAAAAUAACAGACAAGAAGAUGAAACGGCGCCUAAAGAAGUCAGCAGGUACCAGGAUACGAAUAUGCAAGGCGUGGUGUACGAAUUAAACAGCUACAUAGAGCAGCGCCUGGAUACAGGAGGAGAUAACCAACUGCUUCUCUAUGAACUGAGCAGCAUCAUUAAAAUAGCCACAAAAGCUGAUGGAUUUGCACUGUAUUUCCUGGGAGAAUGUAAUAAUAGUCUGUGUGUAUUUACACCACCAGGAGCUAAAGAAGGACACCCACGUCUCAUUCCUGCAGGGCCCAUUGCACAUGGCACUACAGUAUCUGCUUAUGUAGCCAGAUCCAGAAAAACAUUAUUAGUAGAAGAUAUUCUGGGGGAUGAGCGAUUUCCCAAAGGUACUGGACUGGAGUCGGGGACCCGUAUCCAAUCUGUUCUGUGUUUGCCAAUUGUCACAGCAAUUGGUGAUCUGAUUGGUAUCCUGGAGCUUUACCGUCACUGGGGCAAAGAAGCCUUCCACCACAGUCACCAAGAGGUUGCAACAGCAAAUCUUGCAUGGGCUUCAGUAGCAAUACAUCAAGUACAAGUGUGCCGGGGCCUUGCCAAGCAGACUGAACUGAAUGACUUCUUGCUUGAUGUAUCAAAAACAUAUUUUGAUAAUAUAGUUGCAAUAGAUUCUCUACUUGAACAUAUAAUGAUAUAUGCAAAAAACCUGGUGAAUGCAGAUAGAUGUGCACUCUUCCAGGUUGAUCACAAAAAUAAGGAGCUGUAUUCAGACCUUUUUGAUAUUGGAGAAGAAAAUGAUGGGAAACCUGUCUUCAAGAAGACCAAAGAAAUUAGAUUUUCUAUAGAAAAAGGAAUAGCUGGUCAAGUGGCAAGAACAGGAGAAGUCCUGAACAUCCCUGAUGCCUAUGCAGACCCACGCUUUAACAGAGAAGUAGACCUCUACACAGGCUACACAACCAGAAAUAUCCUGUGCAUGCCUAUCGUGAGCCGAGGAAGUGUAAUAGGUGUUGUGCAGAUGGUGAACAAAAUAAGUGGAAGUGCCUUCUCUAAAACCGAUGAGAACAACUUUAAAAUGUUUGCAGUCUUUUGUGCUUUAGCCUUACACUGUGCUAAUAUGUACCACAGAAUUCGUCAUUCAGAGUGUAUUUACCGUGUAACGAUGGAGAAGCUGUCCUACCAUAGUGUUUGUACAGCAGAAGAGUGGCAAAACCUCAUGCACUGUACACUGCCUCCACAUAUUUAUAAAGAAAUUGAGCUAUACCAUUUUGAUAUCAGUCCAUAUGAAGAUGUUUGGCCUGCCAUUUUUGUCUACAUGGUUCACCAGUCCUGUGGGACAGCCUGCUUUGAACUUGAAAAGCUGUGCCGAUUUACAAUGUCUGUAAAGAAGAACUAUCGCCGCGUGCCCUACCACAACUGGAAGCACGCAGUUACCGUCGCACAUUGCAUGUAUGCCAUCCUGCAGAACAACCAGGGGCUUUUCACUGAUCUAGAGCGAAAGGGUCUUUUAGUUGCAUGCCUGUGUCAUGACCUGGAUCACAGAGGUUACAGCAACAGCUAUCUUCAGAAAUUUGAUCACCCCUUAGCUGCUCUCUAUUCCACAUCAACGAUGGAACAGCACCACUUCUCGCAGACUGUGUCCAUCCUGCAGCUGGAAGGGCACAAUGUCUUCUCCAAUCUGAGCUCCAGUGAAUAUGAGCAAGUACUUGAGAUCAUCCGGAAAGCCAUCAUCGCCACAGACCUUGCCCUGUAUUUUGGAAACAGAAAACAACUUGAAGAGCUGCAUCAGACGGGAGCAUUAAACCUUAAGAACCAAACACACAGAGAUAGAGUGAUUGGCCUGAUGAUGACAGCUUGUGAUCUGUGUUCUGUAACAAAGUUGUGGCCAGUUACCAGACUGACGGCCAACGAUAUAUAUGCGGAGUUCUGGGCUGAGGGCGAUGAAAUGAAGAAAACAGGUAUUCAACCUAUUCCUAUGAUGGACAGAGAUAAGAAAGAUGAAGUCCCUCAGGGUCAGAUUGGUUUCUACAAUGCUGUAGCCAUCCCAUGUUACACCACCCUUGCACAGAUAUUUCCUCCAACUGGGCCACUACUCCGAGCAUGCAGGGACAAUCUCAACCAAUGGGAGAAAGUAACGAGAGGUGAGGAAGCCUCUAUAUGGAUUUCUUCUCAGUCCCUUGCUCCUGGGACCUCAGAUUCUCUUCCUGUGAAGAUUGAUGACUGAGCAGUAGCAACAGAUUGCUUUAACCUGAAAAGCACCCCUUCUUGUUUUGGGGAUUGUUUUUUGUUUUGUUUCCUUUUUAUUUGGGGGAAAAAAAAAAAAAGAAAAAAGGAAAGCUACAAAACGCUAAGUAGAUCUGCCUAGGAAGGUAACACCCAUGGAGUUACCUCUGCUGAAUGACUCUGGCAGCCAAUCUCCUGACCUUCAUCAGUGACACAACAUAAACAGAGGGAAAGCAACAACCCAGACGUUUUGGAGUCAGCUAUCAAAAGAGAACUUACAACUUGUGAAUAUAAAAGACUGGCCUUAUCUCAUGGGCUACAUUGCUGAGGCCUUAAUUUAAAACUGACGGGGUGGGGGGAAUCUUACGGGGUACUUCUAAAUUGUAUCUUUCUAGUAAGGGUUUCAAUGGUACUUUUAUUAUACUGUACUGUGGCUGGCUUUAACACCAGGGUCACUUGGGAGUUCUUGGCUAUAAAUAGAACAAUAUACCCAUUGCUAUCGUGAAUGUUUAUGUGUGAUCUACUUGUAAUCAGUUUGAACUCCAGCAGAAUCCUUGGAGACUAUAAUUUAUGCUUAGGUUACAGUGAAUUCUCUUGCUGCAAACUAAAGGAAAACCAACAUUCAGGUAAAAGUUUUAAAGUACUUCAUUAAGCAUCAUGAUGCCAAUUGUCUGUCACUCACAAGGGAAAUGUUGAUAGAACUAGUGAUGGUGCUUUGUUCUUUAGAAUGUUUUUUAAACCUAGACAAAUCCUCCCUUAAAACACUGGAAGUACUGGAUAAUUAUCCCUGAUAUGAGAGGGAGUUUCAGGUUGGAGUUUUUUGUAUCCAUAGUGACAGAAAUAUCAGACUAAAAUUUAAAUGUGACAGCAAAGAUUUCCUUGCCUAGCUCACAAUUAAGUCAUCAUUUUUAUUUCUACCUACUGAGCUGUAUUUUUAAAGGUAUUGGAGACAUACCUGAAGUAUGCUAUCUGCUGGGAACAAAAGCCUUGUCAGAAAAGUCAGGUCUGAUAAGAGGAAUUGUGGUACCAUCACAAUAAAUCAAAAAUGUGUUUGUAUUGACUAGCUUUUGUGUUGCACAGUAGCACUGCAUGUCUUCUACUGCUUUUUCCCCCAUCCCAAGAGGAGUGAAAUUAGGAAACUUCUCCAUUUGUCUGGUUUUUUUUCCCUAGUUAGCAAAACUUCCAGGUUUAGAAAUGCCUUUCUUAGUGAAAGAAUAGCUAACUGAAGAAAAGUACAUUAAAUGGUGUGUUUACAGUUCUGUGCUGACUUAGGCCUCAGCCUUCCCAACUUAUGCACAGACUUAGAUGUAAUGCCACUCUCUUAAAUUUAGUGCAAUUGUACAGAAUACAUUUCACAACAUUUAAUUUGCCUUUGUCUUUCUCUUAAAAAUAAUGAGAAAAAAAUUCUUCGUAGUGAUCCACACAGUAGGUGAAAGCACCGUCUUUGCAUACCUUUCACAUACGGCCUAUACCGCAUUAUGUGCGUUUUUCACAGGUAAUGCACUCUUGUGGAGGUUCCGUGAUAACACGGCCAUUGUGUAACUGCAACGAGCAAUGGUAGUGACCUAAAGACAGAACACAGGUUCUCUUUUUCCAUCCCCUGUCUCCUGGGCUCUAUUGCUCUAAUAGGCAUGCCAGCUUUUGGGUUUCAUGUGAACAACUUGGCCUCUUGAGUUUUGCCUUCUGUUAUGGUCGAGCACAUGCCAGUAUCUGUUUAUGUGUACAGUACGUGAUCCGUAGUCGCAUAAUGUAUAAAUGCACCUAAGCCUUUGCUGUACAUAGAGAUCCCACAGGCUGAGAAUUCAAUAUGAAGUUAUCGUAUUUGUAUGAUGCAUGUUACCUAGCAACAGCCCCAUAAUUAUUUUUUUUUUUUAGUUCGCCUUACCAAUUCUAAGUGCAGAAGUUCUUUGGUAAUCACAGCAAACUGGUUUGGAAUUGAAAAGGAGAAAAAACAAACAAAAAAGAAAAACAUGGCAAGAAACAGUUACACCAAAGUAGAAUGAAUAAUAUCUCAUGCUGUGUCCUCUACUUUCCUCCUUAGCCAUUCUGUUUCAGCUAAAUAAUUCAGAUGCAACCUUUCAUCCACUAAAUACUUGAGACAUAAUCCAUGGUUGGUUCCUAAUUUACAUGGAAAUUAUCUAAAUCUGUAGUGACUGCAAAAAUGCUCUUUGAUAUUCAGAUAUCCCAACAACUGGAUGCAAUGUUUUCCUUCAUGGGUUAAGUAUAUUUGCUUAAAAAUAUUUGCACUAAAUAUACUUGCUGUUAUUUUCCCCCUUCUUCCCCUUUCCACUUAAAAAUGCUGAUCUUAAAAGCAGUGUGAAAGUAUUCCUUAUUACACUGUAUCUGUGAGUAUGGAAAGCUUUUCAUUCAUUUUUUACUCACUGACAGCAAAGACAACUUUAGUAGUUGUUUCCUACCAUUAAAAAAUGUUUGGCAGUAUCACACACUAUGUUAUGUUUUGAAGUUUAUAAAUACUGAUAAGAGGCCAUGUUUCCCUGGAAAAUUUGUCAAAUUGGCAAUAAGUUGUUCUGUUAUCGUCUCAAGUGAAUCAGCUUCUGUUUCUAGUACUGAACUAACCAAAUUACUUAAAAUGUGUUUGCUAUAGUAUAAUGUCUAUUAGAAUUUUUAAGAAUUGGCUCCAGUGGCUGUGCUUUGGUUUGAUUUCCUGGUGGGUAAAAGGAGAAAGGUCCUGACAAAAUAUUACUCCUUGUUAGGACCUAGACCAACAAAAAAUAGUCAUGAUGAGCUGUUUUUUUAAAAAACAAAUGUAGUCUGUCUUAGCGUUUACAGAUUUGUAUGUGUAAAUAUUUUGUAGUUAAAACACUUGUACCUGCACUUCCAAAGUCAAACCCACCAAAAGUUAGACUUUGGAGCUGCAUUUCAAUGUCAUGGCUCAAAGAUGCGUUGAGAUUUAAUUGUUCAAACUUCUGGACUCUAACUCACAAUCAGUUAAGACAUCUAGAUUUGUAAGACAUCUGACUCAUUAAGCUAAAUUCUCAAAAGUAAUUCCUCCUUGCAUUUUUAUCCUACUAAAACUUAUCUUGCCCAAAAGAAUGUAAAAAAAGCUUAAUGGAUCUUUCCUUUCCUAGAAUUGUUAGAUUUUUAUGUUCCUGGAAUUGAAUUUUUCUUAAUAGUAAUUCCAGCUGCUUUUCCCUGUUACACGAAAGCACUGUUUGAAGUUGUAACUGAGCAUUUCCAAGGUACUAUGAAAAGGUGCCUGAAAGGCAUGCACUGACUGAGAAAAAUAGUUGACAUAGCAUGGUACUCAUCUGAGAUGUUGUAUAUUUAUUACAGCAUGACAAAUUCCAUUGUUACAAUUAAUCUAUGAAUUUUGCAUGGUUUUGCAAUAUUCUACUGUAAUGGUUCAACUCAUGGCAGUAAUUUUUUUCUAUAAGUGACCAUCAGAGAAAUGAAACAGGGUUUUUUUAGCUGGUGUGUCUGAUCAAGCAUAUUAAAUUGGCGCGCACAUGCAGAGUGGAAUUCAUCUUUUUAUGUUGCACAGAUUUCUCUCCUGUGUGUAAACUUAAAACAGUGUGAACAGUUUGCUGUGACUGCACUUAGACCAUUUAGUGUUAAAAUUGUAGGAGUAGCAAAAAGCACUAUUCAUGUUUAAAAAAUAGAGAUUAUUAGAUGCUCAAAUCAAUCAUGACCCUCUUGAAAUAAUGCAUUUGCCUCAAACACUGUGAUAUUGGACCAGUUCUGUGAAGUGGAACAAAUUAUUUAUUCAUUCUAAACACAGAAAAGGCUUUCUGCACACUACUACAAGGAAGUUCAUGUUCAAACUUUAGGUUAUAUACCCCAACCUAGCAAAGGCACAUCAUAACUUUUGUUUGCUUUCUGACCAAAAACUGUGCUCGAUUGUAAUACGGGUGUAUACUCUGUCAAAUAAACCUAAAAUAACGGACUGCUUUCUAGGGUAGAUCAAACUGAUUUGUAGAGUAGUUGCAUAAAUAUUCCAAAUUCAGGUUGGGCUGUUAUGUGGAGAAGAAAGAACUUCAAGGUAACAACAUUCAACUUUACUACAUUUAGUGAGCUGAAAAAUUUGUUUUAUAUAUAUAUAUAUUUACACACACAUAUAUAUAUAUAUAUGAUACAUAUAAACUAUCUUUGUAAAAAAAUAUGCAAGUGCAAUAAUUUAAAGAGGUCUUAACUUUGCAUUUAUAAAUUAUAAAUACUGUACAUGGUGUGUAAUUUUUUUCAUGUAUUCAUUUGCAGUCUUUGUAUUUAAAAAACAAACCUAAACCUUUACUAUUACGUUUGUACAAUAGAACAGUAAGCAUUUAUUAUUAUAUAGUUAAGUUGUAAAUAAAUUCACAAACCAAACAGCCAGUACAUAUGCAUAUAUGGGUGUCCUAUUGUGAAACCUGUUUUUGCUUUUACUGCUGGCUUUAGCACAGCAAGACAACUUCUGUGGAUAUGUAAUUAUACAUAUAAAUAUAUGUAUGAUACAUAAAAUAUAUUUAGAAAUGUUCAUAAUUUUAAUGGAUAUAUCUAUACAUAUACUUUGGUGUGAAUAUUACUGAAUACAGAGUUUUUUAAUAUUAUUUUUCAUGUUUAUUUUUGCUAUUAUUGGGAGUGCAAGUGAGGGAUGGGAAUGUGUGUGCAUAUAUGUGUGUUUAUGCCACAAGUAAACCACAGCACAAAGUGAUUCAAAACGUGAUGGAGCCUUUUGAAUAGGCAGUGCUUGUUGUUCUCUAUAUUUGCAGUUUCUUCCUUUUAAGAUAUGUUUUCCCAACAUAAGACUUUUUUUCAAUAUGGUUUUAUCACCUAUUGCAGGUUCAUGUUGUCCGCAAAGGGAUGUCCUUUUCUGUUUGCCUUCCUGCUGCCAGGAGCUUACCUUGCUUAAGACUGAUAACUUCCACACAGAUGGAAUGUGAAUGUGAAUAAUGUCAGUGCAGCUGAUACAGAAUCAUUUGUUACCUGGGGGAAUUGAGAGACUCAGAUGCUGAAUUGUAAAAAAAAAAAAAAAUCCUGCAUCCAAAUUCAUAAGGUCUAGUCCAAAGCAAUAUAGGGCUUUAACAGCAGCCAGUAUCCUGAAAAUCCAAGGUAGGUUCAGAGAACUAUAAAGCAAAAUUCUGAGCAACACAUCAAAAAUGAAAUUAAAAAAUAGCUGGGGAAAAAAAGAAGAAAAAUAAAUCAGUGUCUUUCUCCAAUUAAUAUAUACUCUUGUGACCAGUCGUUCUAGAAAGCUCUGUUUGCUGCAAGGGCCAGCUUUAGCGAUGAAAGAGAAACUGCACUGACAUUUAAUGCAUUUUUAGAGUUUGUUCAUUAAAUUUAAAACCUUCUAAAUUAUUUUGAGGGAAAUGCAAUAGAAGAGGAAUGUUUCUCUAAAUACAAUUAAUUUAGUACUUUCCACCUGUUUCUGUAGUGUUGGUGAGGAUCUAUAGGCUGACGUCAGUUAAUGACCUUCUGGACAAGAUUUUUAAAUUGGUAGCAGUCAAUUACAUGCCUUUUCAUAUUUUUCUGCUUGUUGUGCAGACUUAGCUCUUGUAGCACAGCCUGGUGCUUUGCUGCUGAUGGUCACUGUCCAUUCGGUGUGCUUCCCUUAGCAUUUUUAGCCCUUUGACAUUGAAAAACAUCAUCAGAAACAUACAAAAAUCAAGCCUGCAUAUAUUCCCUUACAGAUAAUGGAAAAUAUAAACGUAAAAGCAUCUUAACAUUAUCUCACUGAUGUUUGUAGAGGAAGUGAGUAUUGCUGUUGGUUUUGAGGAGCUUUGAAUUUGUCUUACUUGAAAGUAUCCAAGAGCUCUGGGACAGAAAUAUUAAUGGCUUUCACCUGCUCAACAAGUAUUGGUGAUAACUUUUUUGUACUUAUUUUGCUGAAGACAAUUGCUAAGGGUACAUUCCCCUUCCUCAAUCUGUAGUCAAUCUUCCUGAGGUUAGGGAGAAAAGUUUUUUUCCAGUGUGUUUCAGUAGCGCUCUGGAAGAUCUACCUGUACCACAGAAGCUGCUUACAAAGAUGAAGAUCUUUGGGUCAAGAAUGAGUUACAGAGAAACUCAUCACAAAGUAGCUCAUGUGUGCAUGAUGCCUGUCAUUUAAAAGUCUAAAAGAAAAGAGAGAUCUGAGACUCAAGAAAAGAAUGAAUUACAGCAGGUAAAGUUUUUCUUUUUUUUUUUUUUUGGUUUUUUUUUUUUGGUAACAUUUCUGGCAGGACAAAAUUACUUUCACCAUAUCAUUUGUUAACAUGCAGCUGGCAUUAGUAGUUUUUCUUUUUAACAACAUUGUAAGCUCUGUGAAUACAGGUGAGAAUAUGAUUGUAGUGUUCCUUCUGUUCCUUUAGCCGUAUUUCUGCUGCAUUUAGAAAGAACAUCUGGUGUUAAUAUGCACUAAUUAAUUAGCCCAUCAUAAAUGAAAAAAAAAUAGGUUUUGUAAAAAAAAAGAAAUUUAAGAAAAAAACAGACAAAAGCAAAUAACGUAAGAAGGAAUUUAAAAAAAGAAUCACCUAAAAGAGCCAGUAGCUGUCAGAAGACACUGAAAAUUUUACCAUCAAUGUAAAUAGCAGUAGUGAAUGUGGUGCAGUGAUAAAUAUGGAUAAUUUUGAUAAACAAGUUAAUCAUAAAGAAUAGAAGAAUUAACUUUAGUUAAUUUCCAUCUAGGGAAGUCCAGGUUGUUUUCUGCUACUGUCUUGUGGAAAGAAAAGCAUAUUCAUUGUCAGGUGUAUUUUACAUCUUGAGACAAAAAGAAAUCCCCCUUGCAGAAAAAAAUGUAGUUUCUCACAUGAGUAGCAUGGGAAAAAGGCCAGCAAGAUGUGCUUUUCUUCCAAACAUGAAAAUGUACUGAUGCUGGAAGAGAAGAAUAUUUGCAAUUCAUUUGGAAAGACAGUGGACAUCUGUUACCAUUAUACUUAUGGACUGGAAGGAACAAAAUUGUUCUCUGACAGAUUUUCAUUAUAACCUUGUGCAAGCUGCCAGACACUGGAUUUUUUUUUUUCCAAUUUAUUUAAGCCUCUGAACACUUUCUUUUUUUGUGUGUUAUGCAUAUUGGGAAAUACUCCUGCUAACGUGCAGUUUAGAAUUCAAAAUGUAUGUAGAGAAAGAUAUUUAUUUUCCUGUCAGGUGAGGACAAAUAUCACAGGGCUGUGAUGCCCUCAGGUAUGCUGCUGAUGAGUACCUCCUUUUCCAUUUUCUCUGGAUGUGAGGGGAAGAGUAAGAAAUCACACUGGAAAGAUUUCAAGCUUGCAUAUAUGGUUGAACCUUUAACAUUUGAGCUGCUGCAGUAACAUAUAAUCUUAAAAAAAAUCAAAGUCCUAUAACUAAACACUGUAGCAAAUUUUGUUUUAAAUUUUUACUGACUUCUAUUUGAAGGCAAUGGCAAAUUGAUUUGGGCACCACAUGCGUAGUUCCUGCUCUGCAAUCAUUUUGCAGGUCCUGUUCUAGGGCUGCUGGUAAAAAUAAUUCUUAGGAUCCUUUAAAUUAUCAAUCAGCUCCAGUCAUCAGAUAACUUCCUAUUUUCUUCCUCUUUACUUUCUGCUCUUUUUGUGCUAUGAAUUUUUGGGUGGAGCAAUUUCUUUUAUUUUUUUUCUUUCCGCUUUGAGGACUGCUUGAGUACAACAGACUGCCAUCUCUACAGCCCUUUUUUAUCCUCUCACUUUUUGUGAGCUAAUUUGUUUCAAGUGAUUGGAAGUUAAAAGUGUAAAGCUAUUCUGCAGGGCUGUGUUUCCAAGAUUUAUGAAAAGUACAGAGAACAGAGUGACUACUGAAGACUGAGCUAAUUGGCUGGAAUUUGCAAAGGAGAUCUUAGUUUCUUCCUGUCCUGAGAGAAAUAAUUUUCAUCCAGUAUUACAUACCUGAAAGGCUUGGAAUGAAGUGAGUGCUGUGCCAUAUGAGAGUAAGGUGAGGGCUGAUGGGAAAUGGAAGAUGGGCUAUGCAUACAGGGAAGCCACUGGGCAGCCUAAACUAAGGAGGCUGAUCUGAAAUCUCAGCUCCUUAGUCUUCCUGCUCAGUAAAUUUUCUGGUGAAUUGCAUGAGGUGCCCAUACAGAAUCACUGCUUCACAGAAGCACCAUGUAAUGCUUACCAAGAGCUUUCUGAAAUGCUUCAGAUGGUGUCUCCAUGUCAGUAUAGGUCAAAUGAAUGUAUUUGGGAAGCCUGGUACUUUCUUUUGAUGGUGAAGCUGUAUUAUGAACUUGUUUAGGAAGUGACAAGAAAGGACUAAGAGCGAGAUCAAGAUGCUUUUUCAUUUACAAGAUCUUUUACCAAUUCCCUGAAUUUAAGUGAUCCUGCGUAGCCUGUGUCAUAGAUGUAGCCAUGUAUCUUUAUUCCUUUGCUGCUAGCUUUUAGUCACAGUGAAACAAAGUUUGCAGGAUCUACCUGAGCUUCCAUUUUGUUUGAUAUCUAACCUCCAUCUGACAAAACACUUCUGACACAUAUUUCCCCUCCCCAGAAAUACUGAUGCUAUGGGAAAUGCUGUAGCAGACAGUCACAUGGUAAAUAGGAAUUACUUUUUUCACAUUCUUUCAACUGGAACAUGUAGCAAGAGAAGAUCUUUGUCAUAAUUUUCUGUCAAGUCAGUCAAUAUAAAACGAACCAUGGGAUAACUAGAGUGGAACAUUAUUCCUUUUGCAGAUGUGGGAAGGCUUUUGUUAGGGACUGAUCACUAACUCUUUCUCUGAGUUUUAGACACAACUGUAUUUUAAACAAGAGAAACCUGUUACUGAGAAUGCUAUAAUUAAAUGUUUAUGCUGGUGCAGUCAAGGCUGAUGUGGUUGACACAGCCUGGAAUUGUCUUUUCUAUGAACUUUACAAGGUAGGCUGAUGGCUGUAACCCAUUUUGUUUCCUUCCAUAAGAGACAUUACUACCAUUUUUGUCCUGGAUUGGGGGGAACACUGGAGACUUAAGCAGAGAGAAAGGAUGGGCUGGAACAGACGGAAUUGUUUUCCUUUCUGGAGCUUGUCUCUUCAAGUUUUCCUGGAGAUAAACUGAUUGGGAACAUUGGUUUCACUAGUGCUACUUUCAUCUUGAAAAAAAGUAAAAUAAACAGAGUAAGUUAUGUUCUGUAGUAAGUUUGGAUCUAAUUAGAAAUUGUGAUUCUACACAGUACACUACAGUGUUAAUCCAAAUUUUUCACAUGCUUUUUCCUGUGCAUGUCCAUAAAAGCAACUAUUUUUAAAAUGCCUAUAUUUUUUUCCUUCAGCACCAUACCCACAUUGCUAUCACUGUCUGUUUAAAACAGAAGUAACCUAGGAGAAAAAUGUAACAUGCUCUAAUUUCUACGUGACAAGAAAUGAUGAGAGAGAAUUGCUUCUGAAAAUUCUUCUAGAGUGGUAUUUUGAAAAAAAACCCAAAAAAAACCCAAAAACAAAAAACCAAAUAAAACCAACCCAAACAGCAUACAAACAAAAAAAAACCCACCCCAAAACAAAACAAAAACCAAAAAAACAAAACCAACCAAAAAAACCCCACCAAAAACAAACAAACAAACAAA
Molecule: messenger RNA, 12886 nt
Organism: Prinia subflava (tawny-flanked prinia)
Lineage: Eukaryota; Metazoa; Chordata; Aves; Passeriformes; Cisticolidae
Gene: PDE10A
Product: phosphodiesterase 10A
Exons: 22
Coding region: 287-3463 (1058 amino acids)
Biological process (GO): signal transduction; negative regulation of receptor guanylyl cyclase signaling pathway
Molecular function (GO): 3',5'-cGMP-stimulated cyclic-nucleotide phosphodiesterase activity; protein binding
Source: RefSeq, a predicted model, not a curated record